AUGCACCAUGACUGGAACACCGGCGAUGCUGUGGGCAAUGCGUACGAGUCUGAGCAGGGCCCACGUGCAGGACCCGCUUCUACCGGGAGAAGAUCGAGCUGGAGUGCUUCUACUAGUGAUCCCUGGCACAACGGGGAGCCUGAUCCUUGGCAACAGCGAGACGAUGGGCUGUUGACGAGAUGGAAUGAUGGCCACGGCGGCGGCCGUUGGCCGCACUCUGCCGAGGCGAGCAGCUGGGACAACGACCGCUACAAGGACGUCGGCGAUCGCCGUUGGAACACCAACUGGAGCGGCGAGCGGGGAUGGCGCGAUGAUCGAGCACGAGACGGCGACCAAGGAGACCGUUGGGACGGUCACCGGGCAGAUGGUCGAGACCUCUUCGGGCGAGUACGCGAUCAGGGAGACCUACGAGCCAUCCCAGGCGAUGAGUGGCAGAGGCGCGAUCAAGGAGGACAAUGGGGGCACGAUCAAGUGAUCCAUCGCCGUGCUCCCUGGGCAGAUGGUCGAGAUACCCUCGGGCGACAACGCGAUCAUGGAGACCGACACGGCGGAUGGGACGAGGGCAAGCGCCCAGAUGACCCGGAUCGUGGUUGGGAGUCUGGAGGGAACGUCUUUCGGCCAGGCUGGUACAACGACGACUACAACGUCAAGCGAGGCUUCGGGCGAGCGUCCGAAAAGUUGUCGGUGCCUGCGUUCACUGCCGAGGAAUCCGAGGACCUAGGUGGCAGCGCGAGGGACGACGGGAUAGAGUACCUCAUCUCGUGGAUAACUGCGAGGUUCCUGGACUUGGAGGUUGCUCGCAUAGGCAAGGCCUUCAGAGGCGGCCGCAUGGAUGUAUACCUGGACCGACUUCAGCUGGAGGAAGGCCAGGAGCUCAACAUCCUCGCCUCAGUGGGCAACAAGUACGAUCGCGGCCAACGCAAACCCUGGGAGGGCUCGGGCACUCGAGCUAAGCGGACCAACUACGCGCACGUCACCGACUACCUCGGCGACGAGGACACCGACGGCGAGAAUGGCGACGAGGACGAGUGCAUCCCAGAAGAAGUGGCAGAGGCAUGGGCAACGUGGCAGUCUGCCAAGGAGAAGUACCGGAACCAGAAGGCCGCGAGGGGCUACCAGCCGGAGACAGAGAGACCGCCGCGCCCGGCGGUCAGCGAUGGUGGCUGCGACCAUGGUGAUGAUCGCGACCAUGGACGAGAGGCCCGACUCAAGGCCAUGAAGGCGAAGAGCUUCUGCAGUGGCUGCGGAAGAAAGGGGCACUGGCACAAGGACUCCAGUUGCCCGCUCAGUCGUGAUGAUGGCGGGAACAAGGGAGGCGGAGCUGCCAAACAUGUUGCGAUGACUUCUGCAGAACUCAAUGGGCUCCAGGCCUACACCGACCUUCUUCAGGAUCAAGGCCAGCGACCGGAGCUCAGGAAAGAGACGGAAGCCUACAGGUUCGGCACCGGGAAGAUCCACUACAGCUCCUUCUACGUGAUCCUGAAUUUCGAGCUCGGCGACUCGGUGGUGCAAGUGAGAACAUCGAUCAUCCCAGGGGACAUACCACUACUUCUCUCUCGCACCGUCCUUGGGAAGUUGGGGAUGAUCUAUGAUGUAGAGGGCGGGACAGCUGAUUUCUCGAAGGUCGGCCUGAAGUCCUAUCGCUUGCUCACCACGCCAUCCGGGCAUCCGGCGAUCCCAAUCACCCCGGCAAAGACCUCAGCGCCACACCAGUGCUCCAGAUCGAGGAUCUCAGACUGCAGCCCAAGGCUCCUGUCCCAAAGACCCCGAUAUGCUCAGGAAAGCAGGCGAAAGCACCAGACGCCUACUGCAUGCUCGCGCGACGAUCGCUACAAGAAGCUGGUCGCUAGCCUGAAGGAGCAGACGGCCGAAAAGGAGGUCCACCCGCUCCAGUUCCUGUUGGAACCACCGGGCGUAGCGCACCAGAUCGGGGUGGCAAUUCUGGGAGCUGCCCACUUCUCGAAGGGCCCAACGACCAUAGUCCGAUGGGAUCUCCUGGUACUCGGACCCACGCCAGCGUCCGAUUGUCAUCAGGGUGUUCGCCGGCGUCGCGGUGUGCUCGCGGAUCAGCUUCAGGAGGAUGCCCUUGGUGACCUUGCUGGGGUACUCGACUCCCAGCUCGUCCGCCUUCUUGCGGAGGUCCGGAAGGUUCACAGGGAGUUGAUCUUCUUCAUGCGGACGGGCAAGCUUGGAGAGGAAGGUGCAGAGCGCCUGGCAAAGGAUAUGCGAGCAGACUGGGAUGCAGAGGUCAUUGGCGAGGCCGUGGCGGACGCGGAGAUUCCGGACCCCGACCCGGUGGAGCUGGAUAAGGAGAAUGACGGCUCGGAGGGCGAUAGUGAAGGCGAGCUAUAA
Molecule: messenger RNA, 2352 nt
Organism: Symbiodinium sp. CCMP2592
Lineage: Eukaryota; Dinophyceae; Suessiales; Symbiodiniaceae
Source: the annotation of a GenBank genome assembly